AUGUCAUUCGUUGCUUCUCGCUCACAAAACAUUAAUGUUAAACCACAACAAGGUAACUCUUCAGGUCACCAACAGCAAUCCAAUACUACUGCAUUGUCCACUUCACCUCAAGGAGGAACCUCUCCAAGAAAAUCUGGAUGGAUUUCUGACCUCUUUAGAAAGGUAUUUUAUUCUGCCUCUGCAGGUCAACAAAUCACGUUUGAUGAGGAAGUAACAGGAGAUCGUGACAACACUCCAAUCGAUGUGAACAGUACGGCCUAUGACGAAAGAUUACUCACAUUCGAUGAGAGACAAGCCACUCAUUUCUUCUUGGAUAAGUUGAGAAAAUUGGAUGAGAAAAUUUCAAACAAGACUGGAAAUUCCACACUCAAGAAUCAAAUGUGGAAAUCCUUAUACAUUGAUGAAAACAAGAACAUAGAAGCACAAAACGCUGUUUGUAAAGAUAGAUUCAUGUAUAGACACUUUGGUAAGGCUAUGGAUAAUAUCAGUGUGAAACACAAAGACGAAAAGAAACCUCCUCUCAUGACUGUUAAGGUCAUUAUCUCAGAUACAACAAGCGAUUUCAGAAAUUCCAUCUUUGAUCUCUUCAGAUCCAAUGACAAUGAUAAUUUGUUCGGAACUUUCCACACAGGUCUAUUGAUUGGACCAUGGAGAUUUGACUUUUAUGAUCAUUCCAUUGUGAGAGUAAGAGGAGAUUACAGAAACUUUAGAAACGAGUAUGCUGUCUCAGUCAUUGAUUUUGGAAGCUAUCACAAGAUUGAUCAAAUUAAGACAGCUCUCGACACAAUUGCAUCUAGAAAUUACCAAGCUCUCACACCCUACGAAAGAUACAUGGAAGAUUUAAGAAAAGGCAUUAGUGAAAGAAGAUUCUAUUUAUCAAAGGCAAUUCUCGCCAAGAAGAAGGAAUAUCCAGAUAGCAAAUAUUGGGAUCAAGAAUAUGUCACUUUCCACACAAGAAAAGAAUUGAAUGAAUUCUGUCAUUGGCUUGACAGCAUGAAAUACUUUGAAUCGGAUGAUGCUUCAGCUAGUAUUGACAUUCGACUUUUGAAAUCAUUCGACCGAUCGUUCUGUUUGAGAAACAUGAACCGAGAAGAUGAUAGAGGAGAGGAAGACAAGGAUACUGUAUGGUUCUUCUCUGAAGAUGGAACUUAUUUGGCCAACUCGAUGAAUAAGCUAGUGUUUAACUUGCCUGCCUUAACAUUCCAACCUCCAUGUCGAGUGUAA
Messenger RNA from Naegleria fowleri, 1224 nucleotides. RefSeq lists its product as uncharacterized. The transcript is spliced from 2 exons. NCBI's taxonomy places the organism in Eukaryota, Heterolobosea, Eutetramitea, Acrasida, Naegleriidae. The record is from RefSeq and is a predicted model, not a curated record. The coding region runs from base 1 to 1224 and encodes 407 amino acids.